UUUAUUUAAUAAAGUAGUUAAAACGAUAAAUCCUUUUUUAUAAGUACCUAAUCAGUUUAGUCUUUAACGUCAACAAGGCAAGUGCUACAUCAUCUAAAUUGUAACGAAUACCUAUACAUAUCCUUGGUUAGUUGAUCAAAUAGUAUACAAGGCAUCGUGAAAAAGUCUAAACCACAAUAUUAUUUUUAAUAAUAUUGUGUCCAUCUACAGAAAAGUAUAAAUGAUAUUAAAAUGGAUGAUAGCAAAGUGGAACAUAACCCUAAUCCAAGGGAUAAGGCUAAUAUAUUCUCCAUACUGUUUUUCGGAUACACAUUUCCAAUUUUUAAAAAAGGUAUGAAAAAAGAUUUUGAUGUCGAAGAUUUAUAUAAUCCUCUCAAAGGCGAUAGAAGCACAGAAUUAGGAGACAUGCUGGAAAGAAACUGGGAAAAGCAAAAAACGAGAAAGGCAAAAAAUAAAAAACCGAGACUAUUGGUAGCUAUAUGGAAUACCUACUGGAUAGAAUAUUUACGAUUAGGCAUCUUAACUUUAUUUGGGGAUGUUAUAAUUAGAAUUAGUCAACCUUAUAUUCUUGGGUUGCUUCUGAAUUAUUACAAUCCCAAAUCUACAACUACCAAGGAGCAGGCUCUAGAAUACGCAGGAUUAAUAGUAGUUUUAAAUACUAUAUCAUCAUUCAUUAGGAAUCAAUUUAAUAUGAAUUCGAUGCAUGCUGGUAUGAGAGCUAGGGCUUCAGUUUCAUCUUUGAUAUACCGAAAAGCUUUGAAGCUCAGCAAAACAGCCAUUGGAAAAAAUUCGGUCGGAAAGAUAGUGAAUCUCUUAUCCAAUGAUGUAAACAGGUUUGAUUCGGCAUCUACUUUGAUCCAUCAAUUAUGGGUGGGACCUAUUUCAGCAAUAAUCAUUAUGUAUAUUAUUUUCCAAGAUGUCGGCUGGUCCGGAGCAUCAGGAGUGAUAACCAUAUUUUUAAUGAUGCCCCCGCAAAUUUAUAUCGGUAAACUCUCUGCCAAAUACCGGAGGAAGACAGCGGUCAAAACUGACGAAAGAAUUAGACUGAUGGACGAGGUUAUUGGUGGCAUUCAAGUUAUAAAAAUGUAUGCGUGGGAAAAACCCUUUACUAAACUAGUAGGAUUGGCCAGGAAAGCAGAAGUACAAAUAAUCAAAAGAGGACAAUACGUUCGGGGAGUGUUCAUGGCCUUCAAUUUGUUUAAUAAUAGAUUUGCCCUUUUCGCCACUUUGGCUAUGAUGGUAUUUACUGACAAGGCUGUUACAGCAGCAAGGGUAUAUGUCUUCAUGUCUUACUACCAAAUUUUAGCUGGAAGCUUAGCAAUGGUCUUUGUUAAUGGAAUCACUCAAUUCGCGGAACUUUUAGUUUCGGUAAACAGAAUUCAAGAAUUUCUGGAAAACGAAGAACAUCAGCAACUUCCGGCGAUACGGAGAUCUAUUAGCUCGAAUAUGUCAGAUAAUAAGGUUGUUUUGAAAAAUGUAACGGCGGCUUACGAUAGAAAUUUAGGCGAACCAACUUUGAAAAAAAUUAACAUUAAAGUAGAAAAAAAUUGUUUGCUGGGUAUUAUUGGACCAGUGGGAAGUGGAAAGAGCUCUUUACUCCAAACCAUUUUAGGGGAACUCGAUAUUAUUGAAGGAGAGGUUGUUGUAAAUGGUACGAUAUCGUAUGCUUCCCAAGAACCAUGGAUAUUUUCAGCCAGUAUCAGACAAAACAUACUGUUCGGCUCAGAAUACGACAAAAAACGAUACGAUGAAGUCAUACGCGUUUGCGAGCUCCAAAAAGAUCUGGACCAAUUUCCUGAUGCAGAUUUUGCUCUAAUAGGAGAAAACGGUGCUAAUCUCAGUGGCGGACAGAAGGCUAGAGUAAAUUUAGCUAGGGCAAUAUACAAGGAGGCUGAUAUUUAUCUAUUGGACGAUCCGCUUUCUGCGGUAGACAUUAUGGUGUCAAAAGUUUUAUAUGAGGACUGCAUUAAUGGAUUUUUAUCUAAAAAAGCUAGAAUAUUGAUCACUCAUCAAGUUCAUUACCUGACAUCAGCUGAUCAUGUUCUUGUGUUUAAUGAUGGAAGUAUAGAAAUUGAAGGUCGUUAUUCAGAUUUAGUCAAAAGUGAUAACCACUUAACCAUACAUCUAACUGAAGAAGCUGACGAGGUCCUUAAGCGCCAAUUAUCGCUUUCUGAAGCUUCUUUAGAAGAGGUCGAGGCAAAAGUUAGUGUUAAGGAACACCCCCAAGCAAACGGAAAAUUUAGAGAUAUAUCCAAAGCUAUGCAAGAAAAGACUUCAAAAGGAACCGUCAAAGGUUCUUUAUUACUUCAGUAUUUCCAGUCUGGUUUGAAUAUAUUCCAAAUAGUGUUCUUAAUUACUAUGCUUGGAAUAGCUCAGAGUUCAGCUUCUGUGAAUGAUUGGUUUAUAAGUUUUUGGACAAAUGUUGAAGAGAGUAGAGUUAAUACAAUCCUUGAAGUUGAUACCAAUUUUUUCAACACAACUGCUCCUAAUGGUACUACUCUAGAAGAUCAGACAUUUUCUAAAGCGGCUUCUAUAAUGUCUAAUUUAACAUUGAACGAUCAACCAUGGUACAUGACUUAUAGCAGUAACAGCUAUCUCAUCUUCUACGCAGCAAUUUUGGCAUUCUGUUUAGUCAGCACGAUGACUAGAUCAAUUUUAUAUUACAAAUUCGUCAUGAAAUGCGCUGUGUCGUUACAUGCUAUGCUUUACCAAGGAGUCACGAGUACUUAUAUGAAAUUUUUCGAUCAAAAUCCUAGCGGAAGAAUUUUGAAUAGGUUCUCUAAGGAUAUUGGUACUGUGGAUGAAGUUUUACCUAUGAUGCUGUUUGCUUCGUCAAGGACACUUCUUGGGAUGGUUGGUCAUUUGGCUCUGGUACUCUACGUCAAUCCGUACACAUUGAUAAUAGUUAUAAUAUUGGGUGUACUUUUUUCGUUUAUUCGUGACAUUUAUUUAAGAUCUUCUAAUAAUAUCAAGAGACUCGAGGGACGAAUGAAAAGCCCAGUGUUUAAUCAUCUAACAGCAUCUUUACAAGGUUUAACGACAAUAAGAGCUUUUAAAGCCGAAGAGAUUCUUAAAGUUGAAUUUGACAAGCAUCAAGAUUAUCACACGAGCGCUUGGUUCAUGUUUAUCAGCACAAAUUCUGCGUUUGGAUUUGCGCUUGAUUUCAUUUGUUUGAUGUUUAUAGGAUCGAUUACAUUCAGCUUAAUUUUGCUAGGGGACUAUUUUGGCUUAACAGGAGGUGACGUUGGUCUGGCAAUUAACCAAGCCACUGCUCUAACGAAUAGCAUUCAAUUCCUUGUACGUUUCUCUGCAAGUAUUUCUAAUCAGCUCAUGUCAGUUGAAAGAAUUUUGGAAUACAAAGGAUUGCCACCUGAAAUGCAGCCAGACAAACCCGUAAUUACCGACAAGAGUUGGCCAAAUCAAGGUCAAAUUAGUAUUAAGAAUGUGGUUAUGAAGUAUAAUGAUGACGGACCAGUUAUUUUGAAAGAUAUAUCUGUUAAUAUCAAGCCAAAAGAAAAGAUUGGUAUCGUCGGUAGAACAGGGGCAGGAAAAUCUUCACUUAUAGCAGCUAUAUUUAGACUAGCCACGCUAGAAGGAAAAAUUCAAAUCGACGGCAUCGACACCAAAGAUAUAACCUUAGAAAAACUGCGUUCGAAAGUCUCUAUAAUUCCGCAAGACCCAAUCCUGUUUUCCGGAACCCUUAGGUACAAUCUUGAUCCAUUCGAUGAAUACAACGACGAAGUAUUGUACAGGGCGAUAAACGAAGUUGAACUCAGAGACCCAAAUAAUAUUAUAAAUAGACUAGAAAAUAGAGUUAUGGACAGAGGUUCGAACUACAGUGUCGGACAAAGACAGUUAAUCUGUUUGGCGAGAGCCAUAAUUAGAAAUAAUAAAAUUUUGGUUUUGGAUGAAGCUACUGCCAAUGUGGAUCCUCAAACUGACGCUUUAAUCCAAAAAACUAUACAGGAUAAGUUUGCAGAAUGCACUGUUCUAACAGUGGCUCAUCGCCUCCACACCAUCAUAGAAUCUGAUAAAAUUUUAGUAUUAGACAACGGUGAAAUUAUAGAAUUUGAUCAUCCUCAUUUACUACUACAAAACGAAAAAAGCAUUUUCCGUCAGAUGGUCGAAGAAACUGGUCAGAACACGUUGAGACUGUUUGAAGAGACGUGUAGUGUUAAUUAUCAGAAAUUACAAAUUUAACUCAAUACUUAAUUUAUUAUAUAUAUUAUUUUUUAUUGAAUGUGAUAUUUGAAUUUUGUAAUCGUUUUAUUCGAAAUAAAAGUUAUUU
Messenger RNA from Psylliodes chrysocephalus, 4288 nucleotides. The record is from the annotation of a GenBank genome assembly. NCBI's taxonomy places the organism in Eukaryota, Metazoa, Arthropoda, Insecta, Coleoptera, Chrysomelidae.